Molecule: messenger RNA, 13505 nt
Organism: Lates calcarifer (barramundi perch)
Lineage: Eukaryota; Metazoa; Chordata; Actinopteri; Centropomidae
Product: dmX-like protein 1
Biological process (GO): vacuolar acidification
Cellular component (GO): RAVE complex
Molecular function (GO): protein binding
Source: RefSeq, a predicted model, not a curated record
ACAGUCAUUAUCAUGACACAUCUUCAACAUAAGGUAAAGCUUCCUCUUUGGAAGCGUUUUAUUUGCUAACCUUGGGGAGAGGUUGGCUCCUUCUUGCGGUUAGCAUUUUGUGAAGUAAAUAAAUGCUCGUCUUGGGAAACAGAGACUGUCGUGCACGAAAUAUGUGCCACAAGUGAUCUACAGUUAGCUUUGUAGCUCUGAAGCUCGCCAAAAGAGAGCUUUACAAGCGAGUACGCGCUAACGCUAGCUAACUGAGGAGACCGAAUCCGUAACAUUUAAUAUUAGAGAGCUACAUUCAUCAAAAAGAGCAACUGAAAGGGGGAAGCUGUUGGCAUUUUAUCUUCAGGACAUGUUACAAAGUAGCAGCACACGCAUGUCUGUACAGACACUGAAGUGAAAUCACAGGCUACAGAUGAAGAUGAACACAUCCUUCCCAUGGUUUCCCAUGAACCUCACCUGGAGUGGGAGGGUGUUGUGAGAAAGGAGACAGGAGGAAGGAGCACAAGGCGAAUAUAAACAAGAGUCAUGAAUCUCCAUCAGGUCCUCACAGGGGCUGUCAACCCUGGAGACAAUUGUUUCUCUGUAGGGAGCGUCAACAAUGUGCCAUUCACGGCCUAUGCAUCAGGUUGCGACGUGGUGAUUUUGGGCAGUGACUUUGAGCGACUUCAGAUCAUCCCAGGGGCCAAACAUGGCAACAUCCAAGUCGGCUGUGUCGACUGCUCACUGCAGGGUGGACAAAUUGCAGCUUCCUAUGGAAGCAUUGUGUGUGUCUUUGAGCCUGUUCAGCACCCAGAUCAAAAAGAUACAUCGCUGACUAAGUUGAACUGCCAGUGGCAGAAGACUGGACAGUUUGUAUUACAGUCCAUGGUACGCAACCUGGCCUGGCACCCCACAGGCAGCACUCUCUUAACAGGCUCUAGUAGCCUUCAGUUGUGGUCUAAUGUUGAUGGCGUAAAAGAUGAAGCUGAAGAAGGGGGAGAGCAGGCAGAAAUGACCAUGAGAGACUCUCAUUCUGCCUGGAGGUGCAUCUGGCAGAGCAAGACGGCUUCACCAGUCAGUUUAAUGAAGUUCUCACCUGAUGGGGAAUUCUUUGCUACUGCUGGGCAGGAUGACUGCCUCGUAAAGGUCUGGUACAGUACCAGUAAGUGGAAGUCAGGUGUUUCCAGACUCUUCACACCUCCAGAACCCAGUGUCAGUGUCCAGGGAGAGCUGGCCUUCUCCUUUGUCUACCUGGCCCAUCCCCGUUCUGUUACUGGCUUCUCAUGGAGGAAGACCAGCAUGUACAUGCCACGAGGUGCCGUGUGUAAUGUUCUGCUCACCUGCUGUAAGGACAGCGUGUGUCGGCUCUGGGCAGAGACACUGUUGCCGGGUGACAGCCUCCUGUCUGGUCUCCAUAACAACCACGCCCCUGGCCAACACAGCGACGCACUCAGAUGUGCUGGUUCUACAAGGAAACACACCUGCAAUGGGAAGACGCAAGGAAAAACAGCACAGGAAAAUUUUCAAGAAUCAUGGCACUCCUCCCUCAAUCGGGAUGUGCCCCAGCCUUCCCUGACUAGUUGCCUGCCUCACCAUCAGAGUCGACACUACAACCACAAGAAGAGCAGCAGCAACAUGCCCCAUGCCAACGCUCUCUGCCACUUCCACAUUGCUGCCAGCAUCAACCCAGCCACAGACAUUCCUCUACUGCCCUCCAUCUCCUCUCUGAGUGCUGUGGAUGAUGAGGAACCUGGAGGUCCUUUUACUGUCCACUGGCUCAACAACAAAGAGCUUCAUUUCACUUUAGCUAUGGAAGUCUUCCUGCAGCAGCUCCGAGGCAGCCUGGAGCAACAGAGUGAAUGCUCCCAUGAAGAGCCUGAAGAUGAGGAGAACUUUGAUGAGGAGGAUAAUAGUAGCAGGCCAAGUGACCCCCAAGGACCCGAGACUGUGGAGCUUUCUCUGGCAGCAGUGGAGCACCAGGUGGACGUGCUGUUAGAGGAGUGGAAUAAAGGGGCAGACAUGUUGUUCAGUAUUCAUCCCAUGGACGGCUCUCUGUUAGUCUGGCAUGUGGACUGGUUAGAUGAAUACCAGCCAGGAAUGUUCAGACAAGCUCAGGUGUCGUUUGUGUCCCGGAUUCCUGUAGCAUUCCCUACAGGUGAUGCAAUCUCCCUGAGCCACAGUGUUGUUAUGUAUGCCUGCAACAAGAAUGUGGAUCUGGCUAUCCAACAUGGCAGACAGCGACCGCCUGGGAGCACACUGCCUCAAACUAAAUCUGCUCUAAUAAGCUAUGGAGGUCAAGGAAAAGCUGCACCCAGCAGUAGUCUCCGACUAAGCAUUUUCACCCCAAAUGUCCUCAUGAUCUCCAAACAUGCCGAUGGUUCCCUGAACCAGUGGGCAGUCAGUUUCGCGGAGGACUCUGCUUUCUCCACUGUGCUCAGCGUCUCUCACAAGUCACGGUACUGCGGCCACCGCUUCCACCUCAAUGACCUGGCCUGUCACUCGUUACUCCCCCUCCUCCUCACCACCUCACACCACAACGCCUUGAGGACACCAGAGGUAGACAGCAUUCUCGCUCCUCCAGAGGCCUGCUCCUCUGGUUUCUCUCACCCAACAUCUCUGCCCCGUCGGUCGCGGCCCAGCCGGGUGUCCCUAGGUGUGGUUUCUCAGGAUCCCAAUGCGAUCUACAGUGAGCUGAUUUUAUGGAGAGUGGACCCUGUUGGCCCACUAUCUUUGUCAGGCGGGGUGUCUGAGCUAGCCAGGAUUAAUUCUCUCCAUGCAUCAGCAUUUGCUAAUGUAGCCUGGCUGCCCACACUCAUUCCCAGCAGCUGUUUAGGUGUUUACUGUAACUCCCCCAGCGCCUGCUUUGUGGCGAGUGACGGUCACUCACUCAGGCUGUAUCAGGCUGUCAUCGAAGCCAAGAAACUCCUGAGCGAGCUCUCCAACCCUGAGAUAUCAAAAUAUGUUGGGGAGGUGUUCAACAUCAUCAGCCAGCAAUCCACAGCAAAACCAGGGUGUAUUAUAGAGCUGGAUGCCAUUACUGACUUUCAGGGGAAGGAGACCCAGCUCCUGCAUGUUUUUGAGGAGGAUCUGAUCCUUGGCAGAGAGAAAACAGAGAGCACACAGGACACUCCUGAUUCUCCUCACACUGCCUCUGGUGAGCCGACCUUCUCAGCACGUUUUUUCCUGGUGGUGGUUGAAUUAACCCCGACAGGUCGCUCACUCCUGCAUAUGUGGCAUCUCCAUCUUGCUGCUCGACCCAUCACCAUGGAUGAAGCCACGACAGAGAAGGAUGCCACCACAGCUUCUCCAAUAAACAGCCCUCAGUUUAACUUUGACACAUUCAGUUCUCCAGCAGCUCAGAAGAGUAAAACCUGCACUUCCAAUUUGCAGAGUGCCUGUCGCCUCAGCCUCACAACACACAGACUAUACAGUCAAGAGAUGGCCCUGCCAGAAGGGGUAGAAGCCAUCAGUGUAACACCCUCAGCAGGUCACCUGAGUGCAUCAUGUUCCCUGCCAGCUGGCCGUGUGCCUUACCUUCUUGCUACUUCCUGUUCUGAUGGAAAGGUGCGCUUCUGGAGGUGUAAUGUUGUGGCUACAGAGUCCUCCAGUAUGGACAGCUUGUUGUACCACUGGGAGGAGUGGCAACUCCUGGUGGAGGAGAGGCUUCCCAACAGCAGUGCAGUAAGUGUACCAGGUCGGCCCAUAGAGGUGAGCUGCUGUCACACUGGACGGAUUGCAGUCGCCUACAGGCAGACCCCAAAUACACCACUGAACUCAACACCUCAUCCGAACUCUCAUGGACUGCUUACUCCUCCUCCCACCCUGGCAUCCUCCCCUUACAACACCCACCUGACCCCAACCUUAACUGUACAGCGAAGCCCAAAUCUCACUCCAAGCCACAACUUAGCAAACACUAAAGAACCGUUGGUCCACAUAAGCAUCUUCCAGUGUGAGUCCACUGGUGGUUCACAGUGGAUUCUAGAGCAGACCAUAGUCCUGGACAGCACAGAUCCCACAGCUAACUGUGGUAUUAGCAAUAGCACAACUGGAGGUGCCAGUGUUCCAAGUAAAGUGGACUUCUCUUUACCAAAUGAGAACUGUCUUGGUUUCACUAGUAAGAGCCUGGUCCAUUUAGACUGGGUGUCCCAAGAGGAUGGGUCACAUGUUCUGACUGUUGGUAUUGGGACAAAGAUUUAUAUGUAUGGCCGUCUCUCUGGAAAGCCUCCAGAACUGGGUCUGUCAUCUGAUGCAAGUAGAGACCAGAGCUUGUCUCGUCUGGUUCUGCUUAGAUCUGUCGAUUUGGUCUCCUCUGUUGAAGGCUCAUUACCCAUCCCAGUCUCCCUCUCCUGGGUACGAGAUGGCAUCUUGGUAGUAGGGAUGGACUGUGAGAUGCAUGUCUACUCCCAGUGGCAGCCCCCAACACCACCCAAACCCAAUGUUGCCAUUGCCCAAGACAUAGACAUCAGCAGUAGUGUCUCCUCCAUAAUCUCAGCUGUCAGACAGAGCCAGGAGGAGGGUCUCAGUCCUGGGGCUCCAAUGUCUUUACUAGCUCCUCCCAAAAAGGCCUUGACAAGAUCAAUGAUGAGCCUGGCUCAGAAACUCAGCGGGAAGAGAACAGCUUAUGACCUCCCUGUUGAGAUGGAGGAUUCUGGGCUUUUUGAAGCAGCUCACCAACUCUUUCCCACUCUGCCCCAGUACCAUCCUGUACAGUUACUGGAGCUCAUGGAUCUCGGGAAGGUUCACCGUGCCAAAGCCAUCCUCUCGCACCUGGUGAAAUGCAUUGCUGGAGAAAUUGUGGCACUUAAAGACAGCACCACCAACCCAGAGAAACGUGUGCGCUCUCGAACCAUCAGUGCUGGAGGCAGCACAGCCAGGGACCCGAAGAUGUUCAGCAAAGUAGAGAACUCCACUCCUGACUACACAGAGAUAAGCUCCAUCCCUCCCCUGCCUCUGUACUCCCUUAUGGCAGCUGAUGAGGAUACAUCACCAAAACCAGAUAAAGUGGGCAGUGUGAGUGGAGAUAGUGGGCAUGGUUCCAGUCACACAGAUGCUUAUGAUGAGCUCUUUCAUACACCCAGCAUAGUGGACUUGGACCCUCUGGACAGCGAUCAAGAGGAACCGGGCAACAAGGUUAUUGACCUGUCUCAGUACAGUCCUACAUACUUCGGUCCAGAACAUGCCCAGGUUCUGUCCAGCCACCUCCUUCACUCCAGUUUGCCAGGAUUAACUCGUAUGGAACAGAUGUCUCUCAUGGCACUGGCUGACACCAUCGCUACCACAAGCACAGACCUCAAGGACAGCCAGGGCAAGAGCAAAGGUGGAGAGACACUGGAUGAGUGUGGUCUGAAGUUCUUGCUGGCCGUCAGACUGCAUACUUUCCUCUCUACCUCUCUGCCUCCAGCACACCGAGCACAGCUGCUACGACAAGGCCUGUCAACAUGUCAUUAUGCCUGGGCCUUCCACUCUGAAGCUGAGGAGGAGCUGCUGAACAUGCUCCCUGCCCUACAGAAGGGAGAGCCCACAUGGCCUGAACUGCGCUCCAUGGGUGUGGGCUGGUGGCUGCGCAGCACCAACAAGCUACGCAGAUGUAUUGAGAAGGUUGCCAAGGCUUCUUUUCAGAGAAGCAAUGAUCCUCUGGAUGCAGCUAUAUUUUACCUUGCACUGAAAAAGAAGGCAGUGGUCUGGGGAUUGUACAGGUCUCAGAAGAAUGCCAAAAUGACAGACUUUUUCCGGAACAACUUCAGCGAGGACCGGUGGAGGAAAGCCGCACUGAAAAAUGCUUUUUCUCUGCUGGGAAAGCAGCGCUUCCAGCAUUCUGCAGCCUUCUUCCUUCUAGCCGGCUCCCUUAAGGAUGCUGUUGAGGUGUGUUUAGAGAAAAUGCAGGACCUACAGCUGGCUCUGGUAAUCUCUAGAUUGUAUGAGUCUGAGUUUGAGACUUCAUCCACCUACAAAAAGAUCCUCCAGAGACAUGUUCUGGGCCAAGACAAACAGAUUCCAGCCCACCAGGACCCGUUCCUGCGGAGCAUGGCUCACUGGGUGCUGGAAGACUACAGCAGAGCCUUGGACACUCUACUUGAGCAGCCUGCUAACAGCACCAGCUCUGGGUCCACUGAGAGCAAACGUGAUGCCGGUUCCCUUUCUGUGUCUACGUGUAACCCUGAGGUUUUCAACUUUUACACCUACCUCCGUACCCACCCACUCCUCCUUCGUCGACAUUUUGGCUCCUCAGACAAGGCUAAAGUUGGCCUGACUGCUGAGGGUCGCAGGGCUGACUCCAUUAGCCUGGAGGAGAGAAGGCUGUUUUUCACAGCUGCGUAUGCACAUCUACAAGCUGGCUGCCCCAUGCUCGCACUGGAAGUCCUCUCCAAGAUGCCCAAAGUCCGCAAGCAUUCCAAACUCCUGAACCAGGAGGAUACAGGCAUCACGGCUGAACAGCUCAGUGUUGGGAGUAAGAAUGGGCAAGCAUCAGACCCAGAUUGGUCUCAGCCAGCUCUGAACGGCUACGAGUCAGAUGGGAACAGCUUAUCUAACAGUAAAUCAGAUUCAGUGUUAAGUUUUGACUGGAGCCAACCGUCACUGACACUUCCAGAUGAGUCCCUGGAGCUGAAGUGGGACAGUGACAAAGAUGAUGAUGAAGACGAGGAUGAGGACCAAGAAGAAACUAAAAAUGGUAAGAGCAGUAGAACUGCAGACAGCAGCAGUGUGUUCCAGGACACGCAGGAUGCCAUGUCGCCGCUAAUGGGGACAGUGACGGGAGAAGACAGUGAGGACAGCAGUGACUUCAUCGCACCAUCUGAUGACAUCUUGGCAGCCCAGCUGAAGUUUACCGCCUGCUUGAAGAUCAUGACCAAUGAGCUCCGGACGCUGUCAACAGGGUAUGAACUGGAUGGGGGGAAACUACGUUACCAGCUCUACCAGUGGUUAGAGAGAGAGGUGGUGGCUCUCCAGCAUUGCUGCAGCUACAAGCCCUGCUUGCCAGAUCUGUCUGUCCAGAGUGAUGUCCCUGUCUCUGGGUUGGUGGAGGAGGAACAGCCUGGCAGCCCACGUGGUGACAGCCAGAGGAGCAGGAGGCACUGGCUGCAGAGUAACCAGCCCUUACUGAGGAUGUUUCUGAGCUACUGCAGCUUGCACGGCUCCCAUGGUGGAGGACUGGCUUCUGUACGGAUGGAGCUCAUACUGUUGCUUCAAGAGUCUCACCAGGACGAGUCUAUCCAACCAGUGGUGACAUUAAGUUCCCAGCCCACCUCUAUCCCUCUUCUGAUGGCUUGCACAUCCAAUGUAAAGACAGUGGUGGCCAAUCCCAUCGUCUACCUGACCAACCUGACUCAUGACAUCUUGCAGACCAUCAAUGCACUAGACUCUCCUCCGCAUCCUGAUGUUGUUAACAAUGAGAUCUAUGUGAUGCACACCUUGGCUGCUUCCUUGUCUGCCUGUAUAUAUCAAUGUCUGUGUGAUGGCCACACCUACAGUUCCUCCACUGUCAACCAUUUCACAGGGAUUGUGUAUCAGAGUGUAUUGCUGUCUCAGAAGCAACCAGUCAGGACUGUCAGCAUGGAUGAGUCUGUUCAGCCCAACACUUCUCCUGCACAGUGGCCAGGUAUCGCCUCUCUGAUUCGUCUCUUGAGCUCGGCAGGCGAGGAGAGCCAGCCAGGCUUGGCUGUGCUGCUCUGUGAGAUCCUGACUGCUGUCUUCCUCAGUCUGUUUGUUCACGGCAUGGCCACUCACUCCAGCAACGAGCUGUUUCGCAUCGUGGCCCACCCUCUCAACAGCAAGCUUUGGGUGACGGUGUUUGGAGGAGGCGCUCGGACCCCUGUCAUAGAGAAACCUAACAGCCCAGCAAGAACACCCCCACCAGCCUCCCCGAGUGGCUCAGACAGGAAGUCCAGGCGAUUCAAGCUUCUAUCAUCACGCAGUGGAUCCAAAGAGGAGUCUGGGAUAGAGCGGGAGGGGCCAAUCAGUCCUAAGCAUGUCCCUGUAGUAGAACAAGAAGCCACCUCCAUCUUUAAAGAACGAUUUGUCCCUCCAGAGCUCAGUAUCUGGGAUUACUUUAUCGCCAAGCCUUUCCUGCCACCUUCUGAAAACAGAAUUGAGUAUGACUCUGAGGAGAGCCAGGGCAGUCAAGAUGAGGACGAAGAUGAUGAUGAAUUUGAAGAUGUGUUUGACCCCAACUCCCCACAACGAGAGCAUUCGAACCACAAUUCGUACAGUUGGUGUUUAAUGCGUCUGGCAAUGGUUCAGCUGGUGUUGGUCAAGCUCAAGUCCUUUUAUCCAAUGGCAGGAUAUGAUCUAUUAGAUCUGCCUGUGGGCUCUCCUCUGUGUCACGCUGUGCUGAAGACGCUGCAGCGCUGGGAGCAGGUGCUGCAAAAAAGGCUGGAGAUCUUCGGGGGCCCCCCUUCCAAAUACAUCUCCACACACCUCCAGGACGAAACAUCCACACCUGGCCCUGCCCUGCUCAGACACAAGGUCCUAUUUGAACCGUCUAACACCCCAUUCAGGACUAACCACCAUUCAGCGCUGCCAGUGAAACGUUUGUGGCAGUUUCUGGUCAAACAGGAAGAAGUGCAGGAGACUUUCAUUCGAAACAUCUUCACCAAGAAACGGGACCCGAAUGAGACUGAGUCAGAUCUGGGCUGCCCCGGAGGAAAGGCACGCAUCAUCCACAAGGAAUCUGACAUCAUCACAGCCUUUGCCAUCAACAAGGCAAAUCGGAACUGUUUAGUCAUGGCCUCCACCCAUGACAUUCAAGAGCUGGAUGUGUCAUCCAUCUUGGCCACACAGAUCUUGACAUGGAUCGAUGAUGAUGAGGCUGAAGCCAAAGGUGUUGGAGGCGAUGACUUCCUGGUGGUCCAUGCACGUGAUGAUUUUGCUGCCCUCCAUGGCACCACACCAUACACCCACAGUAGCCCUGGCACACCCAUCAAUAUGCCGUGGCUGGGAGGCCUGCAGACAGGCAGGGGCGCAUCUGUGAUGAUCAAGAGAAAUAUCAAUAAUGUGAGAAGAAUGACCUCACAUCCCACACUGCCUUACUACCUGACAGGAGCUCAGGAUGGUAGCGUGAGGAUGUUCGAAUGGGGUCACUCCCAGCAGAUCAUCUGCUUCAGAAGUCCAGGCAACUCCAGAGUCACCAGGAUACGAUUCAACCACCAAGGAAACAAGUUCGGUAUCGUAGAUGCUGAUGGAGGUUUGAGUCUCUGGCAGACCAACACAAGUGGUAAUGCUCCCAAACCAUUCCUGACGUUGCAGUGCCACAACAAGACAGCUCAUGACUUUGUCUUUGUGGGCUCCUCCUCCCUCAUCGCCACUGCGGGUCUUUCAACAGACAACAGGAACGUGUGUUUGUGGGACACUCUUGUGACUCCUGCUAACAGCCUUGUACAUGCUUUCUGUUGCCAUGAGUCGGGCGCUACUGUGCUCGCGAUGGCCCCCAGGCAGCAGCUGCUUAUCACAGGUGGGAGGAAGGGCUGGAUCAGCGUCCUGGAGCUUCCCCACAGGCACCAGCGCCAAAGCUUCCAGGCCCACGACUCACCGGUCAAAGCGCUGGCUGUUGAUCCAAUUGAGGACUGUUUUAUCAGCGGAUCAGCAGAGGGCAACAUUAAGGUUUGGAGCCUGGCCACGCAGUGUCUCCUCUACGCCUUCCCAAAUGAACACGCCCGCCAGUCGCUGUUCAGGAACCUCGGUACGGGUGUCAUGCAGAUCGAGGUGGGACCCACCAAUCACAUCUUUUCCUGCGGUGCAGACGGAACCAUGAAGAUGAGGAUCCUUCCCAACCGCUACAGUGUUGUCAACAACAACAACCACAGCAACCUCAAGAACGAUGUCAAAUUCAUUAUAUAGACGGGAAAAUGUGUUGUUAAAGCAAUUGAACUGGAUAAUGUGAAGCGCAUUUUAUGACUGGAGCAAAGUGGCACUGUUGUGGUAAGUACCUGAUUGGAACAAUGGCUGCCAUGGGUUCACUCUGGGGGAAGGAUGCCACGACAGAACUAUGACGUCAAGUGUUAUCAACCAUUUUAAAUGAAGAAUGGCUUUCAUGACAUCACAGGUGAAACAUUCAUAGGACUUACAGACCUUCACAGAGUGAGAGCGUGUCUUCUGAUUCAGGGCUGCUGAAGGGUGACCGUGCAGUGAAAUGAUCACAUCUGCUGUGCUUUGUGUGGAACAUGAAACCCAAGCUUGGCAUUAAAGCUGGCGAAACACAGGAGCCUCUCUCAGGUGUUUUAAACUGUUGUGGAAGUUUAAGUGGACACAGGGUAACAACUGAGGGCACAUCCAAUCAGAAUAAAGUGAGAAAGAGACAACCCUCCCUCCCCUCCUCGCAAACAAACUGCUAUCUGUGUCAGCUGAAGAGCACAUGGAGAGACAUUUUUUCCCUGCACAGGAAAGAGAAGCUGUAGAAGGAGCAAGAGUGAGAAGACUGUGAAGAGUUUAAAGCUGCAGCAUUGCUCUACUUAAACAGUAUCACCUUCUCUUUAGUUCAUAUUAGCAAAAGCAUUCAUGAUAGUGGAAGUUCUUCUGGAAACGCUGCUGGAGCGCUCAGCUGCAUCGUACAGAUACGUGAUCCCUUUAGGGGUUUGAACGUCUGUACAACAACAAAGACUGUACAACACUGUUGGACCUGCUUAGCACAAUGCAGUAAGGCCAGUGGACGUCGUACAAAGCACAUUAGAUCCAGUCACAAGGAUUCUCGGCACAUUCUGGUGCCCUUAUAUUUUUUUUCUUUUCUUUUUUUUUUUUAACACAAAUGACGCCAGCUUGGCUGGAAGAGCAGAGAACCGGGUGUUUGUCACGAUCAAAUCACACAUCUCAUAUCGCUAUUAUUCUGUCACCUUUUAAUUUUACGCGUUUGGCUUGAUGUCCUUCUCUAGCCUGACUGAAACAAAUACAGCAAACUUGAUUUUAUGAAGGAGGAAAGAAUGAACACAUCAUAUCUCUUAAAAACAGCAUGACAUUUUAGGAAAUGUGGUUAUUUGCUUUCUGGCAGAGAUACCAGGUAAGAAGAUUGAUACCACUCAUGUGCAUUAAACCACAGCCAGCAGCCGUUUAGCUCAGCUUAGUUUACUGUAAAGAAGGGAAGAAAACAGGUUGAAAUAGAAAGCCUUCCAGUGUCCCUAUAAUUUGCUAUAUUAUCUAUGCUAUAUUUGCUAUAUUAUAUAAAAUCUAAGUAAAAUGUAAAUUUUGCUGUUUUACAGCUGAUUAUAUGUGUCAGACUAGUUUUUGGUUUUGCAGACGCUGCAGAAUAAUUCUUUUUCUACAGAGACUUUUGAGUAAUAUUACUUUAAACGUGAACUUUUACUAAGUUUCAAUAAACUGAACUGAUAUUUACCUGAAUUUCGAGCCCUGUCAAUCACGAUCAGACUAAUCAGAGGGGAGGAACAGCAGUCAUACAGCAGAUAGUUUCACCAUUCUGGUCAUUAAGCAGAAGAUAUAAUCUUGCCAUUGAUUCAGUGAGUUGAGGCGGACUAGAACUUGAGGGGGGUUUUUUGACCUAUAUUUGUUUUACACUUUGGAAUAUUAAAAGUAAGAUGAAUUUACUAUUAGUUAUUUUGCUUAUUUUGGUACUUAUGAAAAGUUAAAAACCUGGUGAUUCUCAGGCAGGUUUUGGAGUUACAGGGAGAGUCCUUUUCUGUAAUUUUGAAGUGUAUUUAUUUGCUGUUUUAUUCGCAUUUUAUUUGUAAACCACACUGAAUCUAAAAGUUUGUGUAUCAUACCUGUGCAAUUUUUGGCACAAAUUGCAGCAGGCAGGCACUGAGUAGUCUGACUCAAUUUCCUGUUUGAACUAUGUCACUGACUCAGCAGCCACUGAUCGUGUUCCUGAGCGACCAAACUACAGUAACUAACCUGCUGUUGUUUUUAAAACACCUACAUUCACCUGUCCCUCCCUCCUCAACUCCUGUACUGUUAAAAAAAACUCACUAAGUGUUUUGUAGGUGGAAACCACCCUAGUAGUGCAGAAAUUAAAACAGCAUGCCUUAAUCAGUUUUAAUCCAUUUAGUUAAAGAAAAAACUGUCCAACUGAGAGGAAACCCUGCUGCUGACUAAAGCCUCUUAUUUAACAGCCACACACGAGUGUGUCAGUCUUCUUGUCUUCUCUGCCAGAGAGUAAUAAGGAGCAUGUUUUCCAAAAUGUUGGACAAUUCCUUUAAUCAAGCCAGUCAAAAUUUGUGACUUGAGUUUACAUGUGUGCCGCUACCCAGCGUUUUCCUCACUUUCAUGGACAACCCGAAUGCACCAUUUCUCUCUUUCUAUUUUGCACAUAAAAAUUAAGCUAAAUUAUAUGUAGUGUAAUGCAUAUAACUACAUAAGAUUACAGUAUAUAGUACGACGUGUUUAUCCUGGCCUAGAUUUAAUCAGUGGUAUUAUUAUUAUUAAGUGUCCUUAAUCUCUGAGAACUACUUCUGCCAUGCUGGCACAGUACUAGUACUGUUGGUCCUGAUUAUUACUGAUACUAAGUUGCAUAAAGUAGCUUUAAUUUAAGGCCCUCGUUGGUGUGGGACACCAUGAAUAAUACCUUUGCUGGCUGCAUUCUGUUUUUUUGAAAUGUUCAAUAUUAAACUUAAGAACAUGUAGCAGGAAAUUUUGCUGUUGACAAUGGAAAGGGGGUUGGGGGUGGGGCAGUAAACAAGUUUUAACGGAUAUCUUAUUUUGUUGUGGAAAUGUUUUAUUCCAAAAACAAUGCACUUCCCUUUCAUCUACUCUAAACUUUAAUUUUUCAUAUGGACCAUGAUUGAAAACUGCCUUGGAAACAAUAUUGUUUGCCUUGUAGUAAUCUUAAUUUUAUUGGCAGAUUUGCUUUAUCUGGUUUACUUUUCAGUUCCUUUGUAACAAUUACAGUAAUUACCUUAACUUUGCUUUUUUUAAUCAUUCACUUUAUAUCAUCCAAAUAUAGCACAUUGCCUUCAGCACAUGCUUGGAAACUGUAAUCUAGGUUGGUGUAACUGCAAACUAUCUCAUAGCAGUUUAGUGUGAAGGAGUAUAAUCCAUUAAGCUAACCCACAGUACCAUGUUGUGCUGCUGUAAGGAAACAAAUGUACAUUAGCUUUGAUUUCAGGGAGGAUAAACUGAGGAAAAACCUUGUAGAUGAAGGAGAGUUAUUGCAGUUGUGUAUAUACAUAGAUCCAUAAACUAGGCUUCUCAUAAUAACUGCAUAAUCAUAAUGACUAAUUGUAGAUAAACAGCAGGUAAUGAUGAAAGCCACUUUAUGAAGACUAUAAUUCUGUACAAAUACAGGUAUAUUUAUGAAAAAUGUUUCAUAUUAGGAUUAUAGACUAAUUGAUCAAAAGGCAGAUGUAAUCUUAUUUCCUGCUUUUUUUCUCUCUCUUAUUGGAUUACCAUUUCUUUCCUUUUCUCAUUUUUUUCCUUUUGUGAGCUUGAACAACCACAUUGCAAUUUUUGUUUUCCCCACAGAUCAAAGUGGUUGGAAAAUGAUGUGUGCUCCUGCAGCAACUGUAGAAUAAAAUCCAUUUUAUCAAAGCCAAACUAUAUGUACUUCUACAAAAACUGGAGAAUAAAAUAAAUUUUAUCAAAUAUUG